Molecule: messenger RNA, 901 nt
Organism: Cinclus cinclus
Lineage: Eukaryota; Metazoa; Chordata; Aves; Passeriformes; Cinclidae
Gene: PTPRCAP
Product: protein tyrosine phosphatase receptor type C associated protein
Exons: 2
Coding region: 47-691 (214 amino acids)
Cellular component (GO): plasma membrane
Source: RefSeq, a predicted model, not a curated record
GGGGGGUGCAGCACUCGGCCUCCCCCCGCUCUGACACAUCCGCUGCAUGACGGCAGGAAGUUGGGGGGGGCUCCCCCAUCUCAGAGCGCGCCCGCUGCAUCGGGACCUGCUCUGGCUGCACCCCGUGAUGGCUGGCCCGCGGUGGCACCCGGUGCUGCUGGCGCUGGCGGGGCCGGCGGCGGCCGGGGAGCCCGCGGCGGUCUACAAUGACAGGGUGGUGGCCGUGCUGCUGGGGGUCCUGCUGUGCCUGGCGCUGCUCCUGGCGCUAGCCUGGAACAAGCUGUGCCGCCUCUCAGCCGGGCGCUACCACCCCCGGCCCUUGGGCCGCCGGGCGCUGGAGAUGCUGCGGGGACAGUGGCACCGGCUGCGCUCACCGGAGGACCCCACCGCGGCCUUCGGGGACGGGGACAGUGACGGGGAUGUGGUGGCCGUGCGGGACGAGGAGGAAGAGUUGAUGCCCUGGAGCUUGGAGCGGCGGCGGCCAGAGGAUGAGCAGGAGGAAGAUGAGCAGGAGGAAGAUGAGCAGGAGGAGGAUGAGGAAGAGGCCGAAGUAGCGGCAGAGGGCGAGGAGAGGCCCCUGAGUGAGGGGGAGGUGGCGGGGGGCAGCGCCGAGGCUCUGCUCAGUGACCUGCACGCCUUCUCAGGGACAGCGGCCUGGGGGGACACGCGGCCACACGUCACAGCCUUGUGACAUCAUCGGUCACCACCCUUUGAUGUCAGCACCCUUUGAUGUCUCCUCCCCGUAAUGGGACCUCCCUGUAAUGUCACCUCCUUGUAACGUCACCUCCCUGCAGUGUCACCGCCCUGCCACCAAAGGGACCCCUUCCCUGUCCCCUGCCUGACCCAACUGAGACUCCUGACUGGCAGCACUGACCAAUAAAAGAGCACGGAUCAGGGGGAA